AUGAUGAGGCUCAUUUUUAUCAAGGGUAUUCCGCUGAUAAUAUUUCAUUAUUGGGCGAAACCAUAUAAACGUGGAUUUUAUUGCGAUGAUGAAUCGAUUCGUUAUCCCUACCGUGAUUCAACUGUUCCUAGACAAAUGCUUAUUGUUAUUGGACUUUUUAUUCCUAUAGCUUUAAUUUUAGCAACAGAAAUUUUUCGAGCUAAAGCAUGGGAAAAGAAAUGCUCGCACCAGUUUAAUACUUAUCGAUGUCGAAAAUUCACCAUUCAUCGAUUAAUUGUUCGGUUAUACGUUUUUGUUGGUUAUUUUCUUCUUGGUGUUAUUUUUAAUCAGUUGAUGGUUGAUAUCGCUAAAUACACCAUUGGACGCCACCGCCCCCAUUUUAUUGAUGUUUGCAAGCCAAAGGUAACAACCAUUUACAAAUAA
This is a messenger RNA of Dracunculus medinensis (Guinea worm), 423 nucleotides long. The record is from the annotation of a GenBank genome assembly. NCBI's taxonomy places the organism in Eukaryota, Metazoa, Nematoda, Chromadorea, Rhabditida, Dracunculidae.